Molecule: messenger RNA, 546 nt
Organism: Plasmodium reichenowi
Lineage: Eukaryota; Apicomplexa; Aconoidasida; Haemosporida; Plasmodiidae
Product: large ribosomal subunit processing factor, putative
Exons: 3
Coding region: 1-546 (181 amino acids)
Cellular component (GO): mediator complex
Source: RefSeq, a predicted model, not a curated record
AUGAUGAAUUUUACAUCUCCACCGAGCAAUGACCCUAUAAAAAAGAUCCAGAAUUUAUUGAAUAAUUCCUUGCAUUCAAUAAUGGAUGUAGUAAGUAAUUUGUCAUAUAAAGGUGAACCAAAAGAAUUAGUACUUGAGAAAUAUAAUGUGAGUGAUUAUUCUUAUUUUACAAAUUUGUUAAAAGAAGAAGAAAAUAAGGACAAAAGAGAUUUAAUAGAUAAUAUAGAAGAUGAAAAAAAAUUAAUAAUUAAGAAUAAUGAAGAAGAAAAUAAUUAUUUUAUUAAACCAUAUUUUGAAGAACCAUUAAAAAAUGAAAUAUUAGAUAGGGUUGAACGAAUGAAUUUAAUUUUGAAUAUGAUAGAUGAAUCAAUUGAUGAUCUUCCGGAUUCUAUAAUGAAUGAGGAAGAAAAAUGUGAGGAAAUUAAAAAACUGCAAAGAAAAAAAGAUGAAGCCAAAGAGGAAUUAAAGACUUUAUAUAAAGAAUAUGAUGAUCUAUAUAAUUAUGUUACAGACCACCUAAGAUAUUAUGCUAUUAACAUGAAAUAA